CCCCCAGCCGGUUCGUCCAGUCAAAGCAGACUCAGACCACAGUAUGGUAGUAGCCACCGUCAACCUCGGUGGCAGGCUUGUCCACAACCGUGCAGUCCGGACUAAACCGAAACAGAAGCAAUUCAACCGACGGGAAUUGCAGUUCGAAGCAGCACGGUGUGCGGUGACUAAUCGGUUCCUCCUCAACCUCGACACACGACUGGACGAGCGAACAACCACCGCCGCGGAAUUGGCGACCGACUUUACCAAUGCUCUCCUCGACGCAGCGCGGACGACCCUGGGGGAGGAACCGCGGAGACGCCGCACGCAGGAGUGGUGUGAGACCCCAGAGACGCGAGCAGCGCUGGAGCAGGCCCUUAGCAAACGUCGGGAAGCGCGCCGGGCGAUGAGGGGCAACUGGACCUUAGCAACGUGGAGGGUUCUCAAAGCAGCGUGUAAGGGAGUAGCUUCAGCAGUCGAAACGGGCAUUUAUGCCCACCUGGACGGAUAUGUGACUGAGCUCGAAGAAAUCUACAAAGAUCGCGACAUGCGAGGACUGUACCAACACCUCAAGAGAUCAGUGGGCCUCAGCGGGAGACAAGCGGGGGGACAGCAGUUCGUCGCGGAUGAGAACGGCGUGUUGCUCCGGAACAGGGACGACAUCCUCCAGCGGUGGGCGAGAUUCUUCAGCACCCUACUCAACACCAAAUCCCCCACCCUGAACCCAGACAUCAUCGAACGAGUGACGCAGCGGCCAGCGACACGUGACGCUCAGCGGUUGGGAGAUGUGCCAGAACUCGAGGAGGUGGCACGGGCAACGAAAGGCUUCAAGAAGUGGAAGGCACCCGGCCAUGACUCCCUCCCUGACGAGUUGCUCAAGAUCGAUGACGACGAACCCUUCGUCCUGGGACACCUCCAUACCAUCCUCGUCAAGUUGUGGAACGGAGGAGAUAUUCCGCGAGAGUGGAAGGAUGCAACCAUCAAGGUGCUGUACAAGAAGGGUGACCGGUCCAACUGUAACAACUACAGGGGGAUUUCGCUACUAUCUCACGUAGGCAAGGUCCCCAUCAAGAUCAUCACCAACCGUCUAAGCGCCUUCUGCGAAGCCAACAACAUCCUCCCGGAGGAACAGUGCGGAUUUCGACCCGGGCGAUCCACCGUCGACAUGCUGUUCGUCGUGCGCCGCCUCCAGGAGCUGGGGCGGAGAAAGAAAAUACCGCUCUACAUGUGCUUCGUCGACUUGAACAAGGCGUAUUAUUCGGUGGACCGAGAGAUGCUAUGGAAGGUGCUGGCCAGGG
Molecule: messenger RNA, 1277 nt
Organism: Ectocarpus sp. CCAP 1310/34
Lineage: Eukaryota; Phaeophyceae; Ectocarpales; Ectocarpaceae
Source: the annotation of a GenBank genome assembly